UCUAUAUCUUACUUGUAUUGCCAGUUUUAUUUUUUGGUCAGGUUAUUGUCAAUGGGAACCUGGUCAAGAAAUCGUCAUCGGAAACAUCGGCCCUCGUACUGGAUGUUAUAGUAAUUCCUGGUAUCAAUGUGGUGUGAGUAUUCCAUCUGGGUGGUACCAGUAUAACGUAUCUGUUAUUGACAAUGGUUGGAACGAUUGUUCUUCUGGUGUGUCGUACGUGCGGAACUCGACUAUUGACUCUAUGCCUUUUGUUGCUGCAUUCGUUUGUAACAAUCACGGAAAUAUGAGAUAUAAACUUUUAGGAGGUUCGAGUUUAUCUAGUGAUUUUAUGGAGAUAUUCCGCUGUCACUCUUGUGAUUAUAAUUGUGACUUGGUAUAUGGUUACCCCUAUGACGAAGUCUGUUCUACAUCUAAUUGUAAACAAUAUUGCAGAGGCGGCUUUUAUCACUACAAUGCUCAAGGUUAUUGUCGAAACAGUAGUCAUUUGCAGUUUAGUUAUCGUCCUACUGGAUGUCCUUCCCAGUGUUCGCAUUGGUACACACUAAGCUAUAUCGAAUGUGGAAUAGAGAUUCCUUUAAACUCUUAG
Molecule: messenger RNA, 586 nt
Organism: Saccostrea cuccullata (small rock oyster)
Lineage: Eukaryota; Metazoa; Mollusca; Bivalvia; Ostreida; Ostreidae
Exons: 4
Coding region: 242-586 (114 amino acids)
Source: RefSeq, a predicted model, not a curated record